Messenger RNA from Trypanosoma grayi, 723 nucleotides. RefSeq lists its product as hypothetical. Gene Ontology annotation, molecular function: fatty-acyl-CoA binding. Lineage: Eukaryota; Euglenozoa; Kinetoplastea; Trypanosomatida; Trypanosomatidae. The transcript has a single exon. Gene Ontology annotation, biological process: fatty acid metabolic process. The record is from RefSeq and is a predicted model, not a curated record. The coding region runs from base 1 to 723 and encodes 240 amino acids.
AUGGACUAUACAUUCCCUGAGAAAUACUUUAAAGUAGCGCUCUUUUUUGACCAUGAGUUUGGUGACCUGGAGACAACAACCAAGCUUGACGACCGGCAGAAACUGCUUUUAUACGCCCUCCGGCAGCAAGCGGAGCACGGCCCAUGCACAAGCGCAGCACCACCUGUAUGGUGGACACGUGACCGCUUCAAGCAUGCUGCGUGGAAGCAGCUGGGCGGCAUGUCGAAGUUCGAGGCAAUGGUGCACUUUGUGAAGCUUGUGGAGGAAUAUUUGGGCGGUGAAGUGAACUGGGUGGAGAAAUGCAGGGCACUGACUGAAGGAGAAUCUCCUGCAGAGUUGGCGUGCUCCAUCGAUGAGCCGUGUUAUCAUGUGGAGGCCCACGAUGACGAGGAAUGCGCGUGGGACGACGAUGUGCGUGCCCAUCUGAGGCCAACAGUUGCGAACGUGAGGUACCUAGCGACCCAAGUGAUGAAGUUGCGGCAAGAGAUUGCGCAACUGUACACCCGCGAGGUGCAAAGGAGAGACGAGAAAAGUAGCACGGUGGAACUGGUACCGCCGGAGAAACCGGUUCCAAGCAGAAGUGACACCGGGAGGCUUAUGGUGCCACCGAUGCGUUCCUCCCCGCUGUGUAUGACUGAAGCAGCGUUGAAAAGCACACGUGUGUCCUCACCCGCCCCACGCACGCGAGUUAUGGGGUGGGCGGAAUGGCUUGGCCUUAACUAA